Penicillium manginii is the source of this 1086-nucleotide messenger RNA. Its product is annotated as 3-deoxy-7-phosphoheptulonate synthase. Gene Ontology annotation, biological process: aromatic amino acid biosynthetic process. Gene Ontology annotation, cellular component: cytoplasm. NCBI's taxonomy places the organism in Eukaryota, Fungi, Ascomycota, Eurotiomycetes, Eurotiales, Aspergillaceae. Gene Ontology annotation, molecular function: 3-deoxy-7-phosphoheptulonate synthase activity. The transcript is spliced from 5 exons. The coding region runs from base 1 to 1086 and encodes 361 amino acids. The record is from RefSeq and is a predicted model, not a curated record.
AUGUCGUUCUUCAUUGAAAACCCCAAUGUGGGCAACCACAGCCACUUGGAAGACUCUCGCAUUGUUGGCUACAACCCUCUCACCCCGCCUAACCUCCUUCAACAUGAGAUCGCCUUGACCGAUAAAUCUCGGGAAACAGUUCUCAAUGGACGUACUGAGGCUGUGGCGAUUGUUCAUGGCACCGACAAGGAGAGGCAGCGCCUCAUGGUAGUCAUCGGACCCUGCUCGAUCCACGACCCCGAUAUGGCCCUCGAGUACUGCGAUCGUCUGAUGAAGCUGAAGGAGAAGUACGCCGAUGACCUGUUGAUUGUCAUGCGCUCGUACCUGGAGAAGCCCCGUACCACUGUCGGCUGGAAGGGUCUGAUCAACGAUCCCGAUAUCGACAACAGCUUCAAGAUCAACAAGGGUCUGCGCACCUCCCGCCAGCUCUUCGUUGAUCUGACCAACAAGGGCAUGCCCAUCGCCAGUGAGAUGCUUGACACCAUCUCCCCCCAGUUCUUGGCCGAUUGUCUUUCUGUCGGUGCUGUCGGCGCCCGAACCACCGAGUCCCAGGUUCACCGUGAGCUGUCCUCCGGUCUGUCCUUCCCCGUUGGUUUCAAGAACGGCACCGAUGGUUCGCUCGAUGUUGCUGUUGAUGCCAUCGGUUCCCCCGGUGUUGUCUCCAUUGUCGGCACUGUCGGCAACCCCGACUGCUUCGUCAUCCUGCGCGGCGGCAAGAAGGGCCCCAACUACAAUGCCGCCAGCAUCAGUGAGGCCAAGGCUAAGCUCGAGGCCAAGGGCAUGACUCCCCGUCUGAUGGUCGACUGCAGCCACGGCAACUCUGAGAAGAACCACAAGAACCAACCCAAGGUUGCUGCUGUUCUUAGCGAGCAAAUUUCCGCCGGCGAGUCUGCUAUCAUGGGUGUUAUGAUCGAGAGUAACAUCAACGAAGGCAACCAGAAGGUCCCUGCCGAGGGCAAGGCCGGCCUCAAGUACGGUGUCAGUAUCACAGAUGCCUGCAUUGGCUGGGAAGACACCGAGACCACGCUCGAGACGCUCGCUCAAGCCGUACGCGCGCGGAGACAGAAGUUGAAUGGCGCCAACUAA